AUUUGUGGAAAUACUAAAAACAAUUUAUGUAAAAUUACUGCAUUGCUUUACUUAUUUUUAAAUCAUAAUUUUUCAAUAGAUACAACGUUACAGUAGUUUAGUUGACUUAACCUAGAAAACUUGUUACACUUGUUGAACAUGUGUUUUAAGUGAAAUUAAUUAAAAUGGAACCACCAAAGGAAGUGUUUGAAAGACUCAUAACAAAUAAAGUCUUGGACAGUUUAAUUCAGGACACGACUUGCCUUAGAACUUUGAAAUUUCUUCUACAAGUCAAAGAGGAGAGGGUUUUGGGGGGCCAGUGUGAGAAAAUUACCUUUUGUUUGAGCUCUCUUUACGACUGUGAAGUAGAUGUAGGUUUGGGAAGACAGAUUUUAAAAAGUGCUUUAUACGUUAUGGCUGAUAAUACCGCUCUUUUGUCUCAAACUCAGUCAUUUUGCUUAAGUAAAUUACAGUCAAGUCAAACAGUUGAUGAACUUUAUUAUUGUUGCAAUUUAUUAAAUGUACUUUUUGAUUAUUAUAAUAACGAAAAACUGACACUUUCAAAAUGGACAAGUGGUCAGUUUUCAACUGGGAUUUUAAAUCCUUUGAUUAUUUCAUCGAAACCUUUAUUCACUUUUGUUACUGUUUAUUUAUUACCAAACUACUUUACUGUAUGCAAUCAGAAUGAUAAAGGUUUAUUUUUAGAAAAUCUAUUUAAAUUUAUCAGGAAUAAUAAAAAAUUAGAGCUUUUGUGUGUCUUGUGGCCCUAUUUCGCGCCAUCUGAUUUAAAUGAAGAUAAUUUCAAUGUAUUAAAACUUGAUGAUUUUUGGAAACUUAUAAUAGAGUGCUUAUCAAGUCAAGCAUUUCAAAAACAAGCAAUUUACUUGUUAUCCAAAAGCACUGAAAUUGCUUUCAAACUCAGAAAUGUUCCCAAUUAUCUUAAAGUGGAAAAUAGCACCGAAAAUGAAAAGAUUUGGCGAAAUUAUUUCACUCUUCUAGACGUUUCAAAUGAAAAACAGUUACAUUUUAUCGAACCUUCUUUACACAUGUUGGGGUCCAUCAAACCUCUACACAUUGCAUGGAGAUUAUGCUUGUAUAAAAUUCUUUUACAUCACUCACAAAUUACUGUUGUUUACAGUAUUGUUAAUUUUAUUCUAGAAAAUGAAAAUGCUUGGCAAGAUUUUUCAAAAAUUUUAGAAAACUUACUCUUUGCUUUGAAUAAACACGAAUAUAAUGAACAGUCUAAAAGCAUUUUUCGAAAAAUCGGUGUUUGUUGUUCUGAAUUUAACGAAAUUCAGUUUGAAUGUUUCUUGGGUGAGUGUUUGAAGGUGUCUUGGACCCCUUCAGCGCUUUGGGGUUUAUUUAGUAAUGUUUUCAAUGACGAAAUACGUUUCCAAAUUUCGUUUGAAUUAUUUUCUAAUGUAAUUAAAAAAAUUAGAAUGCUUCCACACAAAUUUAUCAGGGAAUCGUGUACACGAAUUGUUUUGACUAAAAAUCAUACUCUAGAGUCAAUGGAGGAUGUUUUAAAAAUUUCAGCCUUACUUUGGGAUUUUAACGAAUUUUUAUUUCAGUCUUUUAUCAUAAAUUAUGCUCAAGAGACUGAUUUUAAGAAUAAACUUUGUGAAAAAUUUCAAACUUCCGUCAAGAACUCCAAUGAAAAAGAAGUUGAAAUUGAAGUAAAAAUUUUCCAUAUUUUAGAAAUUGAAGUUCCAUCAGUGCUCCUAUUAAAACCAUUUACUCAACAAACUGAUUUGAUUUUUGAUUUCUUCGCCGAAAAUGUUGAAACGAUCGAGUUAGAGAAGUAUGUGUUGAGUAGGAUUGAAUCUGUGCUUGAAACUGAAGACAUCUCCGCUUUGUUAAAAAUUAUUUUAAAAAUUUCAACACCAACAUUGUGUCAAAAAGCCGAGAUUAUUUUAUCGGAGCAACAGUAUAACACGAGUCAAAAAAUAAUAGCGUUUGGAAUACUUCACAAGAAACAAAAUUGCGAUUCAAUAAUCACUUUUUGUAAAAAUGUUGGUAACGACAGUGAGCCACUUACAGUAUUUUUUGUGAAAAUUUUACUCAAUUCUUUGAAUAAAAAUCCUCCAAGUAAAAUUAACGAGUGUGUUAAUUUUUUCAAAAAUAUUUUAGAUAAGCAAAGUAGCGCAACAAUUACAAUACUUGAAAACAUAUCGAUCAUUUUGAAAUUUCUACACCACGAAAUUGUGUUUGAUUUUUUUACACAAUGUUUGAACGAGUUUUUAAAUUUAUACAAAAGCGGUAGUUUCAAAACCACAGCAAACGUGUUUAUGGAACAAAUCUUUGCAAAACAGUUUUUUGAACAUGAGAAAUUUUGUACCAAAAUUCUCGAGUUUGUCCAAAGAUUGUUACCAAUUUCAAACUCAGUUACUUAUUUACUUGCAAAAUUAAUUCGAUCCGUAUGCCAACAAAGCCCCCACAAGAGCUUAAUUUUUGUUCCUGUGAUUGUUGAAUUGAUUUUACACGGAAUUGUGAUUAGUAAAAAUGAAAGGGUUGAAUAUAGUGUGUGUCAAGAGAUUUACUCAAAGUUGGGAAAAAAUCAGAACAAUCCAAAUUUUGAAGAAAUGUCCAUACGGUUAAUUGCUUUAGACACAAUGCUAGAUUUAGUUAAUAAUUUAAAGACUGAAAUCGUGGUUAAUCAAUUCGUUUCAAUAUUGAUAGAAAAAUAUAAGGAAUAUUUCACAAAACGGUAUUUCCCAGAUUCACAGAUCCAUUUCCAAAAACUAAGAAUAAUGCAAACUUUGUUAUUGUUACACAAGCACAUAAAAGACGAAAAAACACCUUUGAUCAAUCUUUUAAUUGAAAGUUUUUUGCUGGAAAGUCAUCAACCAUCGGUAAAACAUUUAAUGCAGUGGCUUUUAAUAUGUUUACUGAAAACCGACAGUGACUUUUUUAUUCAAACAAUUAACGACAAAUUAAAAUCAAUCAAUAGUAAUCGCCCAUCAACGAUUUCUGGCUUCAUCCCAAUACUUUACAACAUAGUAACCCUCCAAAAUGAAGCACACUGGGAGCAAGUAGUCGAGAUGCUUUUACCUUACACUAUGGGACCACAGUUUAAACUCCGAUUUUUUUCUCAGGUAGCAUUAAUAAAACUGUACGAAAAAGCGAAAGACAAAAGGCUUGACAAUUUCACCGAAAAAUAUCAAAUCCUUUACAAUUCCCUCAAACAAGUGCUUGCAGCUACAAGUAAUGUUGAUGCUGACAUCAUAAAACAUGAAUUUCUCGAUUAUAUUAAUCUGGAACAGUGUGACUGUUCAACGAUAUUUUAUUUGAUUCCGAGAAAAAACGGAGUUCUUGCCACUGAAUGGGAAAAUUUGAACACUGUUUCAGUACAAUUCAAAUUUCUCUCUUUCAAUCAUUCUGAACAUGUUCCAAAAACUUAUUACACGGUAACAAAUCAAGCAAUAGGUAGUGACAAUAUUCAAAAGAAGAUUACGCCAUGGAGAGAUCUUUUAGACAAUAAAAAUCAGCCUCAAGAAAAUAAUUUUAUACUGGUGACAACACUAAUUGAGAAAUCAACUAAUUUGGGCGGUUUAUCACGAACUUGUGAGGUUUUUGGCGUCAAACAAAUAGUAAUGAGGACAGCUAAAGUCGUCUCGGAUAAAGAAUUCAAAAGUUUGAGUAUGUCCUCAGAAAAUUCGGUCGAUAUUUUGGAAGUGAAGGUAGAAGAUUUGAAAAACUAUAUUCUCGAGAUGAAGAAACAAGGAUAUAGUGUAGUUGGUGCUGAACAAACUUCGGAAAGUGUCAAACUGGAUGUGUUUAGAUUUGCCAAUAUGACACUUCUUGUUUUAGGAAAUGAAAAAGAGGGGAUACCGCCGUAUUUAAUUCCACUCCUUGACCACUGUAUCGAAAUUCCGCAAUUCGGACUGGUCCGCUCAUUAAAUGUUCACGUUGCUGGUGCUAUAGUCAUUUGGGAGUAUUGUAAACAACAAAAGUUGUAACAAUCGUAUAUUUUCAUUAAAUAUUUAAUGAGACCUAGCGAUAUCGGAGAAGAAAUGUAAAAUAUCCUCGAUUGUGAAUUCUAAACUUAUCAUUGACCCAGGAUAACACUGUUGGAUCAAAUCUUCGAGCAUUUUGUAUUGUCGGAUGAACUCCUCUUGCAUUGCCCUCCAAACGACUUGUAGAAGAUUUCCCUCUUCCGAUAAGUGCUUCUCGACUUUUUUAUAAAGUGCUUCAAGUCCCUUUUUCACCUACAAAUUUUGUUUUAAAACCAGACACUUGAAAAAAAAAAACUCACAAUGCUUCCGGGAUACUGAUUUAUAACUUUGCGUAACUCUUGUUUACUAAACGCUAACUGAUAACUCACUUCCGACGCUUUUACUCCACUCGCAACCCUUGCUUGCACACCCUCAAAGAAUGUCUGAAAUCAGAGUUAUAACAACCAUUUUUUUUAACUAUUUUCUUACAUUUAAUUUUUCAAGAGGUCGUCCAAAAUAUAAAGUGACGUAGGCUUGCAAAGCGUCGUUGUAUUUCUGCUUUGCUUCCUUUCUCUGUGCGUCUAACACAGAUAUCUUCAGUUGAGAUAAAAGUGAGUAUAAGUGGUGAUAAUUUUCUGCAAUAAUUUAUUAAUUGUUGUUAAGAUUGAACAGAGUUUGUUACCCAUUUUUAUGACUUGUGGCGGCGUUUUAUGAUGCUCGUUCGAGUGAAUAGCGAUGUAUUCCAGAAUUGUGUCCACUAGUCUAGUAUACCAUUUUUCUAAAUCGGCCCUUCGGUCACUUUUUAAUAAACAAUCAGCGUUUAUCGCAAACUCUUCGAUGUUUGAAACGUAGGGUAAAAUCCCACAUUUUGAUUUUCGUGCAACUCGACAUUCUUUAACCGAAUCAAUCUGCAUCUGCAUGAACUGAUCUAAGGACCGUUUCACUUCAAUAAGUUCGGAAGCGAAAGUGUUACUUAAAAAUGAGCUUUGGGCCGACAUAACGUGUUGAUUCAAGCACACCAAAACGUACAUACAAUAACUAGAGCAAUUAAUCAAAAAAAAUCUACCAACUUUUUUUCACUUACAAAUUAUCUUGUCGUUUUAUGUGAUCGAUUAAACUGUCCAAUUCGCUCUUAAGACACGAAAAUAAACUACUCAUCAUAUUUCGAACAUCUUCAUUGAUUUGUUUCUCGGCUUUUCGCGGCGAGACACUUUCAGUUUCUGGUCCUGGACCAUCCAGUGUUGUUAAAGUG
Messenger RNA from Tribolium madens (black flour beetle), 5166 nucleotides. RefSeq names its product probable methyltransferase TARBP1. The transcript is spliced from 6 exons. Gene Ontology annotation, molecular function: RNA binding; tRNA (guanine) methyltransferase activity. The coding region runs from base 165 to 3938 and encodes 1257 amino acids. The record is from RefSeq and is a predicted model, not a curated record. NCBI's taxonomy places the organism in Eukaryota, Metazoa, Arthropoda, Insecta, Coleoptera, Tenebrionidae. Gene Ontology annotation, biological process: tRNA methylation.